Messenger RNA from Tarenaya hassleriana, 977 nucleotides. Its product is annotated as protein TRANSPARENT TESTA 16. The coding region runs from base 64 to 822 and encodes 252 amino acids. The transcript has 7 exons. NCBI's taxonomy places the organism in Eukaryota, Viridiplantae, Streptophyta, Magnoliopsida, Brassicales, Cleomaceae. Gene Ontology annotation, biological process: positive regulation of transcription by RNA polymerase II. The record is from RefSeq and is a predicted model, not a curated record. Gene Ontology annotation, molecular function: protein dimerization activity; DNA-binding transcription factor activity, RNA polymerase II-specific; RNA polymerase II cis-regulatory region sequence-specific DNA binding. Gene Ontology annotation, cellular component: nucleus.
CUUCAUCAAGACACACUCUCUCUCUCUCUAUCUCUCUCUCUCUCUCUCUCGGAUCAUUCAUAAAUGAAGGAUCAAAACGUGCUUGAAACCGAUCCAGAGGAGGAAAAGAAGAAGGGCGUAGCAAUGGGGAGAGGAAAGAUAGAGAUAAAGAGGAUAGAGAACCAGACAGCGAGGCAAGUUACGUUCUCCAAGAGAAGAAGUGGUCUUCUCAAGAAGACACACGAGCUCUCUGUCCUCUGUGAUGCUCAGAUCGGUCUCAUCAUCUUCUCCGGCACCGGCAAGCUCUGUGAAUACUGCUCCCAACCUCUCAGGAUGGAGCAGAUCAUCGACAGGUACUUGAAAGUCACAGGAACUCGUCUCCCUGAACAUCAUGACAACCGAGAACAACUGUUCCACGAGAUUGCGGUCCUGAGGAGGGAGACAUGUAAGCUUGAGCUGAGCAUGCGUCCGUACCACGGUCAGGACAUUACCUCCAUCCCUCCCAACGAGCUCGACGAACUCGAGCAACAGCUCGAACUCUCUGUCCAAAAGGUCCGCGACCGCAAGAAUGAAUUGCUACAACAACAGUUGGACAAUCUCAGUAGAAAGGAACGAAUGCUGCAAGAAGAAAACAACAACAUGUACCGUUGGAUCCAGGAGCACCGAGCAGCGGUAGAGUAUCAGCAGGUAGCAAUGGAGGGGAAGCCGCCGGAGAAUCAGCAGUUCCUGGAGCAGCUUCAGUUCUACGGCGAGCAACCGAGCAGUGUUCUUCAGCUCGCCACCAUUCCUUCUGAGAUUCACCCCUACAGCCUCCAGCUCGCUCAGCCUAAUCUUCAAGAUUGAUCAGACAUCGAUCCAAAAAACCGAGUUAAAACUCUUUAUCUGUCAGAUUUGAUGGUAUAUACAUAUAUAUAUAUAUAUAUAUGAAGUUAUAAUAUAUGUGAGUAAUGAUGGUUGGACCAUGCAUAUUAACUUGAAGAGUAAUGGCGUUUGCUUCU